Molecule: messenger RNA, 1839 nt
Organism: Aspergillus brunneoviolaceus CBS 621.78
Lineage: Eukaryota; Fungi; Ascomycota; Eurotiomycetes; Eurotiales; Aspergillaceae
Exons: 4
Coding region: 1-1839 (612 amino acids)
Source: RefSeq, a predicted model, not a curated record
AUGGCGGUCCGGCGGUCCGCCCGUCUGCGCAAUCGCGAUAAAACCCCCAAUGCCGCGUCCGCGCGAGUCGAGGCGACCCCCAAGAGAAUUACCCAGUUGACUUCGCCAGUCAAGGGCACUACCCCUUCCAGAAUCCCGAGCGUUGCUACCCCGCUUAGGGCUACACCCGCGGCGACGAAGGGUCCCGGUGCAAAGACCCCCUCCACCGUCAUGGCGCGUCCCUCCCACCAGGAUAUGCACCCCAGCAAGGUCCACCAGAGCACCACUAAGCAGCCCGACUCCGGCUUGGUUUUGGGGUUCAAUCCCAUCAAGAAGGACGCCGAGGGCAACGUCGUCAAGGACACCGCGACUGAGAGCACUCCGACCAAGGCUAGAGAUUCCCCCGCGUCCGCAUACUAUGGUACCCCUGCGUUUGAGUUCAAGUUCGCCAGCCAAGAGGCCCAGCUGAGCGACGAGGCCAAGAAGCUCAUGGAGAGCGUGCGCCUGGACGCUGCGAAGAUCAAGGCGCAGAUGGUCAAGGAUCGGGCCAACGGCGCACAGGACAAACCCGAGCUCACCGAGAGAAAGAUCGUGCAGCCCAAGGGAAAGACCGACCGUUUCACCGAGGCUCACAUGGCCGAAUUCAAGAAGAUGGACUCCAUCGCCAACCAUCCUUCGGCCUUCCGUGCCGCUCCGGGUCGCUUCCAGCCGGUCAUCGAGAAGAAAGCUCUUAAGAGAUCCAACUCCAAGGCACGACUGGACGAGACCGACAGCAAGUCGCCUUCGCCUUCCAAGGUCUCCGUUGCACGGCCCUCUCCUGCUCCGGUUGCUGCUUCAGCUAAACGCGUCAAGCACAAUCAGACUGAUGACGCCUCGACCAGUCGUCUGCCUACUCUGAACAGCCCUAAGCCCGGUUUCACGCGUCCCAGGCACUCUUUCCGCAAGUCUUUGAUGACUCCGACCCGAGCCUCGGCGGCGCGUGCGUCGACCGUGAGACCUGCUCGCACUUCGAUGAUUCCCUCGUUGGUCCGCUCCCCAGCCCCCACGCAGCCAGAGAUUCCGCGCACGCCUCAGACCGACUUCAACCCCCGGCUGAAGAGCAACAUUCCCAAUUUCAGCCAACCCCGGUCGAUCCUCCGUCAACCCCACCAGCUGUUCUCCAAAGACCCCCUCAAGAUCGCGGCAGGCACCCAUGUGGCGGCUCCCGACUUCGGCUCGAACAUGCUGUUCGGCUCGUCUCGGGACGCCACCGAGGAACCGUCGCACACUCCCUCUCCCAAGAAGCGCGUCGAGUUCACUCCCUGCGUGAAGGAUGCUCCGGAGGAAACCGUGUUCUCGCCUUCCCCUUCGAAACUUCCCACUGCAAGUGCCUCUCGGGUGGUUUCUGAUAUUGUUUACCCGACUCUACCUACCUUGACCCCGGAGCACUCCCACAGCCCCAGCAAGAUCGGCAGCACCACCAAGAACAGCGAGGCGACCACACCUACUAUCCGCCAGGUGCGUCCUUCCGACGCCACUCCUCUGCCCGAGAUUGCCGGUGUGCCCCACGGUAUUGGUCACAAGAAACGCAACCGUCCUACCGCGGAGGAUGUUGAUGCCGAAAACGUGCCUCCAGCCGAUAGUGCGGGAGCGCGCAGCGCCAAGCGCCUCAAGAUGAGCGCGCCCUCGCCCUCGCCUGUUGCAGGUACCCCCACGCCCACCAAAGCGCGCUCCCACACUCCGCUCCGCUCUACAACCCGACCCUCGGCGGGACGCGCCAGCACCACCACCACCACCCCGGGCAGUGCUCGUGCUCGCGGCCGGGGCGUGCUGACCAUGAGCCGUCUGCACCUCCUGUCUCAGCCCAAGAGCCAUUCUUGA